Molecule: messenger RNA, 6810 nt
Organism: Trichoderma aggressivum f. europaeum
Lineage: Eukaryota; Fungi; Ascomycota; Sordariomycetes; Hypocreales; Hypocreaceae
Exons: 13
Coding region: 1-6810 (2269 amino acids)
Biological process (GO): nucleoside metabolic process
Molecular function (GO): catalytic activity; protein binding
Source: RefSeq, a predicted model, not a curated record
AUGUGGAGACAAUACGUGGGCCUUGAAUGCUUUCUCGAGCGUCUGCUAGGGCGGUCAAAUUUGGUGGGAAAGUCGGACUCCGAUGCGGCAAUGCCGCAUAAGACAACGCAUAUUGCCACCGCUAUUCGCUUCAUUGAGCCCAGUGUCUAUCGCGAUGCUUCAUUAGGGCCGCCCUCUGAAGAUGUCUCCCUUCCUAGCAGUAUUGCAGCCCAUGUCGGCCACCCCGAUCAGGUAUACGAGAUAGGAGCAAAGUUCUUCCAGGCGACAUCUCUUUGGAUGCCCAUUGUUUGCAGGAAACGUUUCUAUGCUGAUGCACUUAACCCGAUUUCUCCCUAUCGGCGAGGCCUCAUCCUCUUGGCUCUGACGAUGAAACUUUACUGCGCACCAGCCUCUGAGAAUGGUAAUGACGAACGAUGGCCGCUCUAUCAGUUGGUCAAGACGUUUUACGCGGAUGUAGAGGCCACUGGUCCGAUGUCUGUGCAUAUUCUCCAGGCUGCGGUAUUCAUUGCAAUCUAUGAGAUCGACCAGGCUAUUUAUCCCUCCGCAUACCUGAGUGUGGGUCGGGUUGGGGACAGUAAACCUGGGCUUUCAGGGGUAGACAUCGAAGAGCACAGACGUGUUUGGUGGGCCGUCCUGAUGCUAGAUCGACUCCUGAAUAUAGGAGACCCGAGCCGACCUUUAGCGACAGAAGAACCAACGUUCGACAGUUUUCUACCUAUAACUGACAAGGACUUUAACGAUGGUACCUUUCGGCCGGAAGAUGCCAUCACGAUAUCCACUGGAUUCAAUCAAAAGACGAGCCUCUUUGGUGGCCUUGCUCAAGCAACCUAUUUGCUUGGCCAGACAAUCAAAUCCAUUUCGGCAUCUCUUUCACAAUAUGGAGGAAGUCAUACCAUCCGCCUCGAAGAAGAUACAGCACAACUGCGCCGUACACUGCACGCAUAUGUACAGGCGGUUGAGAAAUGGACCGCAGUCCGGAAAUUGCAGUACUGUCCCGCAUCUGCCAUUUGCUACAUUGCUCUCUUCUUGCUUCAAGAAUAUCAUUGGAAACAAAUUGGCGCCACAACUGCGCAAGAAAUACGAAGCACCAUCUUUUACGAGACCAAAUCUGCCUGGGAAGCCAUCUGUAUCAUGGCCAAAGACCCAGAUGUGGGUUGUGUAGAUCCACCUAUUUCGAGGAUCGCGGGUGAACUCUCGACGUUGUUUCGGCAAAUGAUAUACCAGACCACGGCCCAGUUCAUAAUGGUUGGGUUUGGGGAUCCCGAUGCAGACACCAAAGCUAAGAUUGAAAGUCUCACGGGCAUUUUACAUGUUAUGGAACCGCGUUGGCACCUCUCAACUGUGUUGCUGAAUAUUCUCGAGGCUAAAAAAGCCAAGUUGGUAUCAGCAGCAUCUGAUUUGAGAUUUGGUCUAGCCAAGGAUACUGAUUAUAAGUUGUCAAGCCGUGUUAUCGUUUUCCACUUUUUUACUCUGCUACGGAAGAUGGCAGCCUUUAGUCAGGCUCCAAUAAGUCGUAGCGACUUUGAAAUCGGAAUACUUUGCUCAACAGAUCUCGACUACACCGCUAUAUGCCUCCUUUUAGAUGAUUGCUGGGACGCGGAAGGGUAUACAUUUGGCAGAGUCGAGGGAGACUUCAACUUCUAUGUCACAGGCCGCAUCGGAUCUUUCAAUGUUGUUAUUUUGAAGCUAAGCGAUAGAGGCAAGGCUUCGGCAGCAGCAGCAGCAACCAGCCUCCGCUCAAGUUAUCACGAUCUCAAGCUCAUCUUCAUAACCGGAAUCUGCGAUGGCGUCCCAGGCACAAAGGGUGAAGACGGAGAGCUUGCGCUAGGAGAUGUCGUCAUCAGUAAGAGCAUCGUCCAAUAUGACCUCGGCCGCCUCUACUCCGACAAACUCGCCAUCAAGACGGCCGUUGAAGACAGCCUUGGCAGGCCAUCUAGAGAUGUUCGGAACUUCAUCGCCGCCAUGAGCACUAGGCCACAUCGCAAGGCUCUGGAGAAGAGAGCGGCAGCUCAUCUGGCGCAGAUUCAGAAGGAGGCUGUCAAUAAAGUGAUUUACGAGUAUCCUGGCUCAGCUAAUGACAUUCUUUUCGAGUCUACAUACUAUCACGAGUGCCAUCAUUUACCGAAAUGUGCAUGCAUGGAUGACCCAUCUAAAGAGUUACCAUGCGAGGAGGCUGGUUGUGACUACAAUCGCCAGCUGCCUCGAAAGCGCUUUGAAGAUACGAAACGGUUGCAAGUCAACCGGGGUUGGUUUGUGUUCUUCGGAAGAGUUGGGUCUGGAGACACAAUUUCCAUGUCAGGAAUAUACCGUGACCAGAUCGCUCGAGAGCUGGACAUUAUAGCUCUCGAGACUGGAAGCGCCGGAGCCUGGGAUGAGCUGCCCUGUGUCAUUGUCAAAGGCGUAAGCGGCUACGGAGACGGUCAUAAGAACAAUAGUUGGAAUCAUUGGCAAAACUUUGCCGCUGCAACGGCUGCAUCAACCACCAGAGCACUUAUUGAGCGUUACCCUUCCACGGACAAAACACACAUCAUGAGGAAUCGCCAAGUGUACGAUGCUUGUCUCAAAGACUUAUUCAUAACAGAUCCCGAGGCUGACAAACUACGUAUUGAAAGCACAAAGGGUGGAUUGUUUGAGAAGGCGUACAAUUGGAUUCUCACGAAUGAGAAUUAUCUUCAAUGGCGUGACAAUGCCGAGUCCCGUCUACUGUGGAUUAAAGGCGGCCCUGGAAAGGGAAAGACAAUGCUGUUAUGUGGCAUCAUUGAUGAGUUAAAGAAGGACAGGCCGACCAGAAAUGUUUGUCACUUUCUAUGUCAGGCAACAGACUCUCGUCUUGAUAACGCGACCUCGAUCCUGCGUGGCUUAUUACACACAAUCAUCGGCCGACAACCUGUACUCUUCUCACACAUGAGAGAUGGGUAUGAAAAGGCAGGAAAAAAGCUAUUCGAGGAUACGAACUCCUGGUAUUCUCUUUCGCAAAUAUUUCUGAAUCUUGUCAACGACCCUACUCUACAAAGUCCAAUCAUCAUUAUCGAUGCACUUGAUGAAUGCAGGACAGAUCUAUCACAGCUUCUUGAUUUGAUAGCGAAAGACUUAUCAUCGCCCUCUUCGAAAGUAAAGUGGUUGUUAUCAAGUCGCAACGAACAGGACAUCAUAAACGCAUUAGAAACAACCAAAAAUAAACGCGCUAUAAGCCUCGAACUCAACGCCGGUUCGGUAUCUAAGGCGAUCGCAGAUUACAUCAACCAUCAAGUGCAGGCGCUCUCCAAGCUAAAGCAAUAUACGCAAGAUCAGGAAUCCAAGGUUGAAAGGUAUCUCCAUGAAAACGCAAAUGGCACAUUUCUCUGGGUGGCCUUGGUUUGCGCACAACUCAAGGGGGCUUCUCGUUCUGAUCCCCUGCCGAAGCCAUCUGAGUUUCCAGCAGAACUAAACAGUUUAUAUGGGCGAAUGAUCACCAAAGUGUGCGACCUCAAAGUAUCAGGCCAAGGAAGGAAAAUCCUCGCUAUUGCUACUGUCUCACGCCGACCUCUCACUAUGAAAGAAUUUAAUUCCCUUGUCGACACUUCUGAGGAUCAUAGACAGUCUCUGGAACUGGUCUGGGGCGACAUUUUGGGCUACUGUGGCUCAUUCCUGACUUUGAGAGAUGGUAUAGUCUAUUUUGUGCAUCAGUCGGCCAAAGACUUUCUGGUCACAGAGGCAUCAGCUCAACUAUUCCCCGACGGUUUAAGGCUUGUUCAUACAAACAUCUUCAAUCAUUGUAUAUCUGCAAUGAACAAUACUUUAAGGAGAAAUAUGUAUGGCCUGGAAAAUCCCGGGUGUAUGGCGAAUCAAAUCACCUUGGAUCAAGUCAAAUCUAGCUCGCUCACCUCCGUCGCGUAUUGCUGUGUCUAUUGGAUUCAUCACUUCGAGCAAUCGGUGGCCGAAUCUGCAUUGGGUACUUCAGACAACACAGAAAUACAUAAGAUGCUGUAUACUUUCCUUAGUGAAAAAUACGUAUACUGGCUAGAAGCUCUUAGUCUUCUCAAGUCCGUAUUUACUGGGAUGGAGGAUCUACAGAGGCUCAAGAGCCUAAUUAUUGACGAACGAGUAUCGGGACUAAAAGACCUUGUCCAGGAUAACUACCGAUUUAUCCAGAUGUUUGGAAACGUUGUAGCAGAUUUCCCUCUACAGGUAUACAUGUCUGGCUUACUAUUCAGCCCAACACAAAGUCUCACACAUAGGCUGUUCACAAAAGAGUCUCCAAAAUGUAUUCAACUUCUUCCCAAAAAAGAAAUGAGCUGGAACCAAUACCUACAAAGAUUUGAUGGCCAUACGGACGCUAUUAACAGCCUCGACGUCUCUCGUUGCGGAACAUGGUUAGCAUCUUCAUCCGAGGAUGAGACAAUAAAGAUUUGGGAAACCAAGACAGGAAGAUUGAUACGAAGCAUGAAAACUCACUCGUAUUCAAGCAUAAGCUUUUCUCCAUGGAACAGCAACAAGAUAGCAUGUGGAGGUCUCCACAUGGACGAGAUUAUUGUCUGGGAUAUCAUCACAGGCAAGAUGUUGCAGCAAAUCAAGCUUCCCGAAACAGAAUUCAUUAGGAUGCUUUCGCUGCUACCCUCGGUACAAAAUGAACUAGGAUGCGUUUCACACACAAAGGACGGCAAAUCUAUGGACAUCUCGUUCUAUAACACAAAGACUGGGGAGAUGACCAAUCUGGUCAAAUUCCCUCUAACGGAACAAGAGGUUCAUUAUCUUGUCGCGUUGUCUCCCAAGGACAGCAGAACAUUUGCAGCAACGCCAACAUGGUCUGGGUUCUCCAACGUACAUGGCCCCGAAGUCAAAGUAUACAGUUUGAACGUGAACAACGAACUUCAAGAUUUGCAAUGCUUCACAUGUCUACGAACCGAAGCGAUAAGAUUUUCGCAGAGUGGCCAUCUCAUAGUUGUGCAUGCAAUGUCUAAGUCGCGCUGCAUUUCGAUGUUUGACGUGGCAACGGGUGCGACGCUAUGGAAAUCUCCAAUAGAUAUUGACCUUUCCCCUCCCCAUCUCGCCGUAUCAAGAGACGGGCGACUUGCAUUAUGCGACUGCAACAAGGUUGAUGUUCUCGAUGCCGCUACUGGAAAAAUGCUAUCGACGCAAAAGAUUGAACCUGGCGACAUGGCAUUCCCAUAUGCGCAAGACGGAAAUAAUAUAUAUGUUGCCAGUCAAAACGUCAUUAAUGUUGUGGAACUCGGUUCACGAGAGCCAUCCCGGAAGAAUCCAAGCACCAGCCAUAUCGAGCAGUUAACCUCAGCAUACAAAGGUGCCGUACUUUCACCCGAUGGGAGACAGCUGGCCACAUUCACAAGGGGCAGGGUGCCAAUGAUAGUUGUCUGCGAUACCUUGUUCCAGAAGAGGACUUGUAUCUAUCGAGUACGCGGCUUUGGAAAUUCUUGUGCCCUUGCAUUCUCCCCGGAUUCGCGAAAGCUAGCCUGCUUGCUGGACGGCAAGCUUGGAGUAUGGGACGUAUCGUCGGGAUCAAAGACGAAGAAGCUCCUCAACCACAAACAUUACAGCGAAAGCUAUGGCUACACGGUACUCUUCUCCAAAGACGGUAAGUAUCUCGCUGUUGCUUAUACCAGUCUCGAGACUUCGGAACGGGCCAAGGUGAAGGUUGAGAUUUGGAAUGUCGAUACAUCGCAGCGUUUUAUCUACCUGGAGUUUUUGAAGGGCCAAGAUGAGAGGCUGUGGAGAACUUUUCUUGCCUUUUCACCAAGCGGCGAGCUUCUGGCAUUUUCAUGGCAUGUUACUGAAAGAAAUCUCACGAGAAUCGAAGUUUGGGACGUUGCUUCUCGCAAAGGAGUCUUUUCCAAGAGCAUCUGCGGCGACGACUUGAAAUCUUCUACCGGAGGCCCGUCUCCUCAAAUCAGACCCAGCAGUUCUUCUCGGUCCACUACAGAGCCAGUCAGGCUUAAGCGGCUAUCUUUCCUGGACGAAAGUCAUUUGAUCCUCGACAUGUUUGACCAGCGCGAUAUCCGAGUCAUACUGGAAACGAAAAAGAGCUCAGAGCCGGCAGAGCAACUAAAUAAAGAACUUGUUCAUUUAAGAGACGACACCGAUCUCACCAUCGACCAGUCCAAUUCCUGGAUCAACUUUCGAGGUGAAAAGCUCCUGUGGCUACCUCCCGAGUACCGCCCUGACGAAAACCUGUGGGAUAUUCAACAGAACUGCAUUGUCAUCACAGAGCCCUACGAAGGGCGCCUCUUUGGCUUGAAGUUCUGCUGCAUUGGCUGCAUUGGACGGGUUUUCACCCCGGGCUGGCAACCGGGCGAAAGCAGAUUGUGCUCCGUAGAUGUCGAGGCGCCUGUAGCAAGGCCUGAGCUUAGUGAUGGCGAACUGGAGUUUCUCACCAUGGAUGCACCAGACGACAAGAUGAUGGAGUUUAGUAAAUCUCGAAACUACGAAGGUAGGGAGAUCUUCUUAAGUCUUCGCUUCAAAAUGUCUGCCGCCAAUCCCCCCAAGUUCAUCUACAAAAUCUUGCCCGCCGCCCCUCAAGACCCGCUGCCCGAGCAGUUUCCCUUCUCACAACUCGAUGCAAACGACGGCUUCGUGCACCUGAGCACGUCUACGCAGGUCCCAAACACGGCCGACUUGUUCUUUACUGAGGCGACGGAGCUGUGGCUCAUCAAGCUUGAGCUGGCAAAGCUGGCGGACCCGCUGAAAUGGGAUGACGGGUUCCCGCAUCUGUACGGCAACUUUGGCGCGGCAGAUGUUCACAGCUUGGAGAAAUUUGAGAGAAGAGAGGGGCAAAAGUGGUCGGAAGGCAUGAAGGCUUCAGCUUGGUUAGAGUAG